Cryptomeria japonica (Japanese cedar) is the source of this 405-nucleotide messenger RNA. RefSeq names its product probable 2-oxoglutarate-dependent dioxygenase At3g49630. The record is from RefSeq and is a predicted model, not a curated record. Bases 1 to 405 code for a protein of 134 amino acids. NCBI's taxonomy places the organism in Eukaryota, Viridiplantae, Streptophyta, Pinopsida, Cupressales, Cupressaceae. The transcript has a single exon.
AUGUCUUCCUCGCUGCAAUCUCAUGUCGAUCUCCCUCUGAUCGACAUUUCACAAUUUCCGUCCGUCUUUGAUUGCGAAGACUUAAAUUGCCUUAAAAACAACCCUGUCUUAGCGGUGGUGAGAGAAGCCUGCAAAGAAUGGGGAUUUUUCUACAUCGGAAACCACGGAAUUCCAAUUGAUUUUCUUCAACAAGUGGAGUUCCAGAGCCGUCAACUAUGUUCUGUGCCAGCAGAAGCCAAAGAAAAAACCCUCACUUGUGAUCCAGCAACGGGCUAUCAUCGCAAUCCCAAGACAGAGAUCUUCACCAUGUUAAAUUUAACAGAAUCUGAUUCGAUUCAGGAUUUGAGCAACAAGAUAUGGCCACAGGAGGGAAGACCAACGAUUUUCAGGUAUGUUAAAUUGUGA